AUGGCAGUACCGUACCUGGUCCUAAGGUUUGACCUGAAGGUUUCGCUGGCGAAGGAGUUGCCUUAUGAUUCAUAUGCAUCCUGUUACGGUUUCCUGUGGGAUUCGAGCUUCUGGAAACAGCGUUUCGUAAGUGCUGGCAGGCUACCAGUGUAUUUGCCGGACAGCGCCUUGAGGUGUGGGCCACGUACGGCAGCGAGAAGCAGGCUCCUUGGGCACUUCAUCCAGAAAACGCCAGAACCUUGUUCAUGUCGCUGUUCCAUGGACACAGCGGGGCUGGUGGAUGCAUCAGCAGCAGUCGCAAAUGAAGAUCAGGCUCAUGCCCUCAAAGAGCUCGGAGCGGGUGUAAGGUUUGGAGCUGAAGCAGACCCUGGUCUUCCAGAAAAUAUCAGUUCAUUCUCGUUGGACGGGUUUUCCGAAGACUCUUCGACGGUUGGUAGCCUGUCUUUACCCUCUUCAACGUUAGGAAUUUUUGAUCGAAGCAACGCCGGGAAGGUGUCUGUGGGGGACAGAGGCCAAGCGGUGGUCGACAGCGAUUGCUGGCAGUUUGCGCAGAGCUUGGCAGCGGCCAAUGGAUGGCUGCCACAUGGUUCGCAUACAGUGGUAGAAGUGGUGCAGGCUGCCGUCAGCGCAGAGAGCGAGAGCAAGAAAGCUGGGGUUGGCGUGAAGCAUGACAAAGCUGAAAUGAGUGUCAGGAUGGAGCAAGAGCAAGCAGACCAGAUGUCGAGCAGGGCCCCUCGUAGCUGGGGUGUCGGGGCUAGUGCGGGGGGUGGCUUGGAGUCUUUGGAGGGGUCUGUUUCUGCGAGCAAGCAGGAGUUGCUUGAGCAAGCACCUGAGGGUGCCAUCCCCUCUGACUGGAUUGAGCAGCUCAGAGACAGCAAGUUCGAUGAUACGCCCAACGGCCAUGGGCCUUCAGCGCUUCAGAACGCCCACGACGGGAAGCUCCCCACCAGGCGUCCGGAGCUGAGCAUCAACGUGAGCGGCCUGUCCGAAAUGGACGCGGAGAGGGCCCUGGAGGACGGGAGCCAGGCAUCGCCCCACGGGACCCCUAGCGAGGUGGUCAAGACGCGGGUUCGGCUGGUUAAGAAGGAGGUUAGCGAGCCAUCAGCUGCGGCAGCCCCCCUGCUCGAUGGCACCAAGCGCAAGAAGAAGCGUGUGGAGUGGCCGGCACCCGAUGUGGCGGGAAAGAAGCGGCGCCUGUCGGAUGGGGGUGGUUCAGGAGGUUCCGAGGAGGGUCUGGGGGCGAGCAAGAAGGUGGUGAGCCUGGACCGCUACAAGGCCUUCACGAAAGCCCCGAACAUGCUCAUGGCGAAGCUGGUGGACGAGAAGGCCCUGCUGGAGGGGACGUACGUGCAGUACCGCGGCAAGCAGGACGAGGUGCUCAAGGAGGGGCAUGCAUUCAAGAACGGGAUCCUGUGCCGAUGCUGCAAUGUGCUCAAGUCCCUGAGCGAGUUUGAGCGCCACGCGGGCAGCAGCAUCCAUCGCCCGAGCGACCGCCUCUUUCUUGAAAAUGGCAUGAGCCUCAAGGAGCUGCUGAACAGCAGCAAGGCGCCCGCAGUAGAAUCGGGUCAUGCUGUGUCAAAGGCCCUUGCCUCGCCUGAGUCGCAGCUUCCAGAGGGCUACGAAGACGGGAAUGAUGACCUGUGCAGAGUUUGCGGGGACGGGGGCGAGCUUAUUUGUUGCGACGCGUGUCCUGCCACCUUCCACCUCAGCUGCAUGAGCUUGGAGGACCUUCCAGACGGCAACUGGUACUGCCCCUCGUGCCGCUGCAGCCACUGUGGUGCGAGCGACUUCACCCCAGACGGCUUUGACAGCCGCACCGUCCUGCUGUGUGACCAGUGCGAGAGAGAGUUCCACGUCGACUGCCUCCACAAGAUGGGACAUCCCCAACUGGAUUCCCCCCCAGAGGGCGACUGGUUCUGCAGUAGCAGCUGCGAAGCAAUCGCCGUCAUGCUGAAAGCCAUUCUGGGACGGAAUAUGCCGCUGGGGGGGGGUUACGCGUGGACAAUCCUCAAGGAUGAUGGGGAGGGGGUUGCCAACCAGGGUUUAUUGGGGGGGGAGGAAAAAGGGCUGAGCGAGACGGAGAGGGCCAAGAAGGGGGGGGGCAAGAAGGACGACGAGAAGCGCCAGCUGGCGUUGAAAAGCAAGGGCAAGGCAGCGGAGCUUGAGAAGGGGUACAGGAUUGGAGCCAAGCGCGAGAAGCUCCAGGCUCCGACCGACCCGUCUCCGAGACCACCCUCCGCCAACCAGUUCCUUCCUCACCAGCCCCAGAGCCUGAGCAACGGCGUCAAGAAGUUGAGCACUCGACCUUCCGGGAUAAAUUCCGAGAUCAGCGGCCAGGAUGGCGCUAUCGGGCCGGAGGGGCAGCCCAAGAGGGGCCGGGGGCGACCCCCCCGAAAGGCUAACGGGUUCGACCAUGGUGCGGCAAUUGGUCUUGAGAGGGGCCCGAGUGCGGAUAUAAUUGCGGGAGGAACCGGGUUAACCAGCCCCGUGUCAGAGCUAACCACUCCCGGGUCGACUCUGACCACCCCAGGUUCCACGCUAACCACCCCCGGGGCAGAACUGCCCACCCCAGGUGGGGGGGACCGGAUGGCGGUGCUUUCGAACGGGGAGCCUGUGUCGCUGACUAGGAAUGGGAAGCGGCGUGGUCGGCCUCCGAGUGCCUCCGGGGGGUCCCCCCAGAGCCCAAGCCGGGCGAGAAGCCGCAUCCGGAAGCGGAAGUCGAAGCAUCCCAACCAGUGGACCAGCGGGCGCCACUCAGACCAGCACACCCAGCCGAGCAGCGGUGUGAAUGCCCACCCAGGCGUGACUGUGCAUCCGCAUGAGAAUGGGCACUCCAUGGAGGACAAGCAUCCUGGCACGGAGGGGCAUUCGAAGAUGGAAAGACACGUGGGUGUGAAUGGGCACUCUGGUGAGAGGAAAGGCUAUUUGCCGGCGGAGACGUUUCUGCAGGGUGCACCGCUGGUGCCGUUCAGCAAGCUCACGCAGCUGCCCGGGCCGCCAGGUGGCGCGUUGCCGGAGCACAAGCCGAGCACAGACCCCUCUCUGCUGGCGGGGAUAACCAUCAAGCUGCGCGGGGAUAGCCCCGAUGGAGCCCACCGGCCAAACGGGAUCCUGCUCGACAUCAAGCCGGCCGCAGAACCGGGUCUCGGGCAUGGGGCGACAGAGCCCGGUGCAGGAGCCGUUUUCAGAACGAGCAUCAAGCUGGAGGGCCCUCCAGGAGCGGCGCUCGGGUGUGUGGAUGGGCACUCAGGGGGCCAUGUUGUCUUCUGCUCUUCCAUAGGGGCGGACGGAGUUGAGCGGGGAGCUUACUGUGGCGAGCCGUGCGGCGGGUGUGUCGGUGAGGGCGAGAGAUGUGUCGGUGCGCUGAAGGGGGGACUUGCGCGGUGCGCGAAGCCAGGAGGAGAGCCCGUGACGGCAGUCGAUAUGGAAACGACAGGGGGAAAUUGCGCUGGAAAAGAUGAGAAGCAGUUCAAGGACGAGGCUGCAGCGGGUGGUGCAUUGUUCGAGGCAAAGGAAGAAGCAAACGGGUCGGAGAACGAGGGCGGGCUCUUACUGGAGGCAGGAGGCGUGGAAGAGAUGCGAGGAGAAGGGGCUGUUGCUGCGGAAGCUGACGCUGUUAUGGGGAGGCAGGAAGGGAGCGAGACGGAGGUGGGACAAGGAACUGAGGGGUCUGCUGUCGGGAGAAAGGACGGCGAGCCUUGCGAGGCCGUGCCAAUGGCGGAAGACGGCCCAGCCUCAGCAUCUGAUUUGGCCGCAGUUGCGCGCAAGGUCGAAGCAGAAGAGAGCGCUCUUCCUGUUGUCGCCGCAGAAUCCCUCCUCGAACCUAAGGAAGAGGAGGUUGAUACAGUCCGUGUCAAGCAAGAAGACAGCAUGGGGGAGGGGGAAGAGAGGAGUCUUUCUGCUGAGGGCGUUUCUGCUGAGGGCGUGCCUGCGACCGCCCCCGAAGAGACGGACCCCGUGAAAGUGCUCUCGCGGUCGGUGUCGGAGAUCCGACGGCUGCGGAGCGUGCACGAGAUCCCGGAGGUGCACGAGGACGAGGGCGAGUUCCAGGACAUGUUCGAACUUCUGGGCCUUGUCAACGAGGCCCAGGAUCUGGAAGCACAGGACCCCGCUGCCGAGGACGCGCCGCCGGCGGCCGAACAAGGCCCUGAGGUGAAGCUCGAGGCAGCGAGGCAGGAGCAGCAGGUGGAACCGUCGCAGGGGGGCAAUGGGCAGGCAGCCCUGCCCCCCCACAUGCGCGCGGAAGCUCCCCCCGGGGAAACAGGAGGGACGUUUAGCCUGGGGAUGCGGAGGACACCCACGUGGGCCCAGGACCUGACGCUUCUGGACGGGACAUACGCGCCGGGGGGGGAGAACGGCAGCGCGCUGGCCCCCCCGUCGGAGGAGCACCGGGCGCAGGGGGGUGCGGCGAUGCCUGGCUCGCUGAAUCGGGCCCACCCCCUGCAGAGCCUGGUUCUAGCGAAGGGCGGGGCGAGGGCGGCCGGCGGCUUGGCGGCGGGGAUGAGGUCAGCGGGCGUCAGCAACGGUGUAAAUAGGCAGGGGUCGAUGCGCACGGCGGCGGCGAGGCGGAAGAAGCUGGGGGAGGCGCUGGCGGUGAUGCAGGAGUGCUUCCAUCCGAUCCAGGAUAACCGCACCAAGGAGGACCUGAUCCCGCAGAUGAUGUACAGUAAAAGGACUGCGUACCACGACUUUGGCGGGUUCUAUACGCUCAUCGUCGAGAAGAGCGACGAGGUGAUCAGCGCCGCUGCCAUCCGCAUCUUCGGCACCAAGGUCGCGGAGCUGCCACUUGUCGCCACCAAAUUCAGCUACCGCAGACAAGGCAUGUGCCGGCUGCUGCUGACGACCCUCGAACAGAUCCUGUUCCGGCUGGGCGUAGAGAAGCUGGUGCUGCCCGCCGUCCCCGACGUGCACGCCACGUGGAAGGGCGCGUUCGGCUUCCAAGACUGCUCCUCCGAGUCCCGCAAGGCGCUCUCCGAGCUAGAAAUCAUGGUCUUUCCCGGAACGUGCCUGCUCCAGAAGUCGGUCGCCGACGCAGUCUCCAACCACAAGCAGACGGCAAUUUCCGCGCUCGUCGGCGCGACGCUACAGAGCGUCGUGCACGAUUCCGGGGGCGCGGAGAAGCCGAACGACGGCGUCGCGUUACCGUACUCGACGCGGUGGGAGCUGUCGGAGUGGGAGGACCUCGCGCGGGCGGCGCAGCCCCCCCGGAAUGAGGAGGAAGGCGCGCCGGGGGCCGAGGCGAAGCCGGCGGUGCCGACGCUGAAAAGGAAGCGGUCGGGCAUCAGUUCGCCGGUCGCUGGGUCGUCAAAGGGCUUCCGGGGAUUGCUGACGCGGGACGAAAGAGAGGUCGGACAGCAGCGGUUUGUGAGCCCGGGAGGAGCAGCCCCCGGCGUGUAUGAUAGCAAGGAGGCGGGAGUCGCCGUCAGUCGCCCGUUGCCAGCCAGCCAGGCCGUGCUGGGCUCGACGAGUCAGGCCCACCUUCCCCCCGGGCACGAGCGGAACCUCAGCGGAGGCCAGCGGGACUUUGCCGGCUGGGAGGGCGUCGGGGGAGACAUCCCGUCCGAUCUCGGAAUGGACGGCGAGGAUUUCGACCACCUCUUAGCCAACGCCGAGAAGUGGUGGGCGCCCGAGGGGGGGCAGAAACACACCAGCAAGGCGUCCCCCCACGUGCAGCGCCGCGCGCUGACCAGCCCGAAGCCGUCCCCCUUGAAACGGACGAAGAGCGCGAGCCCCUUCCCGGGGGGUGCGCAGCCCGCUCCUGGGGCGGGAGGGGUGCCGAGCGGCACGACGUCCGCACGCAGCAGCUCCAGUCCUCGGGGGAAGAAACCGGGGCGGAAGCCAAAGACCCCAGAAGGGGAUCCCCCGGCGCUGUCGCUUGGGCCGAGCUCCCCGCAGCGGGGGGCGAAGAAGCGGCAGUACCUCCCCCCCCCGGAGCCGGGCUUCCCGGGCCCGGAGGCGGAGGGCAGCUCGCACGGGGGCCGCGCGUUCCCGAGCCCGAAGAAGCGGCUCGCGAGCGGGAACGGGGACUACCCCCCCGGCGUAACGAAGGAGACGGUGCGGAAGGAGGGGCCGCGGACGGGGCCCGAGUGGCUCGAGGCGUUACUGGCGGUCAAGUUCUUCCAGGGGUGUAAGAACCACAAUGGCGAGGCGGGGAAGAGCCUCCCCCGGGAGAAGGAGUGCAACCUGUUCUGCACGGACUGCGCGGGCGGCGCACUGUGCAUGACGUGCGUGGAGGGGCACAAGGAGCACCGCAUGGUGCAGAUCCGACGGUCCUCGUACAACGACUGCGUGCGCAUCACCGACAUCCAACGGCUGUUGGACUUCUGGCAGGUCCAGGUGUACACCAUCAACGGCGCCAAGAUCGUGUUCCUCAAUGAGCGCCCGCACUCCAAUCCUAACCGCGGCAAGACCGCCGCGAAGAGCAACGUCACCGCGUGCGAGAUCUGCUGCCGCAUCCUCGUCGACAACGUGCGCUUCUGCUCAGUCGGCUGCAAGCUGACCUGCAUUAAGCGGGGUGCUGCUGAGGAUGCCGCAUUGACCUUGCAACCUUUACUGAAAUGAUAGGGGCUGAGGGAUAUCAGGUGGAAGGUCAAAAUAGCUUAACAAUAACCGUGUCGGCUUUGGCACGC
This is a messenger RNA of Klebsormidium nitens, 6629 nucleotides long. The record is from the annotation of a GenBank genome assembly. NCBI's taxonomy places the organism in Eukaryota, Viridiplantae, Streptophyta, Klebsormidiophyceae, Klebsormidiales, Klebsormidiaceae.